UGCGCAGAGCCUGUGCGAAGACGCAGCGUUCCUGUGCACGUUGAGAUGCUUGGUGCUGGCCACACGCCAAUGCGACAGCGACGCGCGCUCACGUCAGUCCGCGUCCCGUCGUACACUGUGCACGUCCCACACGACAGAGCCUCGAGGCCACGAUCACCGUCAUUCGAGUUGACAGAAUCUGUACCUUUCGCGUCCAUGAUGAUGAAUGACUCAACAGGCCACACUCGUCGCCGACGACGUGGCAGCGACAACGGAGGCAUUUCACGCAAAUACAGCGAUGCCAUUGGUCCACAUCCGGUCACGUCAACACAAGAGCACGCACAGAUUCCAAGACGCGGCGAUCGUCACUAUAGGAUUGAAGCCGCUGUCGCCAUGACAACACCGCUGUCCUGUGCGCCACCGGAGCCGGCGUCCACCGCCGAUGUCAUCGCGACGGUGUUUGCCGACUUUGAACUGGAUCAGCCAUCGCUGCCGCCGCGCCCGCCGCGCGUCGACCGCCAAAAGGAAGAGCUCGUGUACCUGCGCCAGCAAGUCGAGCAGCUCAAUGCCAUCUUGGUCGAGCUCACGAGUUCUCGCAUGGUUGACGAUCUCGCCGGAUGUACGUUUUGGGAGAAAAUCGCGCGGGACCAAAAGAUGGCGUCAACCCGCGCAAGCCAAGAGAACGGCCGCCUCAAGCGCGCGCUGGAAGACCAGCUCCAUGUGGCCAAAGAGCUCGAACGCUUGCUCGUCAAGCGACCGAGGCUUGCGGAGCCGCCGUCGCUGGAUUUGGCCGACUGGAAACUGCGGCGACUGCCUCUGGACGAAGUGAGCCGGAGCGCAGCUUUUCACGCGAUCGUCGACGAUGCGUUUGCCAACCUCGAGUCACUUUUCCUGCGGUCGCGCAUUCUGGAGGCGCCGAUCGGGCAGCGUCUUUUCAAUGUGACUGAAGACCGCGACUCGAUUUUGAUUUCGGUCAAAAACGUCAUUGAAAUACCAGAUAACGUCCUCUCGGUCGGCGAGAAGACGUGGACCACGUGGCGCGGAUGCUCGGGGACGCUGCCCCACAUGCGUUUUGAGGUCCUCCAGAGCUUUGGCGUCGAUGGUGUGUACGUCCGGAUCACGACUAGCCUCGACGCGACCACCCCGUGUAUGCAGCUCAACUACGCGAUCAAGCGCUUCGUUCGUGACUCGCGCGUCGUCUUUGUGCUCAAAACGGUCCUCGACGACGAGAAGUUGCCCGUGCUUCCGGGCCUUCUCGUGGGCAACCACACAGCAUGUAGUAUUGUCAUGGAAGCUGUCGGCGCGAAUCGAACGUGCCGACGCGUCUGCGUCGAAGGAAAUUUGCCCGCCCAGCCACCGCGGCACAGCCCGCUGCUUCAGAAAGAGCUCAGCGUCACGGACGCUGUCUUCAAGAUGAUGCAGUCGGUUUUUCAAACGCUAGAAAUGUUGCUGGCAUGAGGCUAUUCACGCAAAAUGCAAUCAAAUGCUUGUGGUAUAUACUACUAAUCCAGUGUUUUGUACAAGAUGAAGCCCC
Saprolegnia diclina VS20 is the source of this 1513-nucleotide messenger RNA. RefSeq lists its product as hypothetical. The transcript has 4 exons. Lineage: Eukaryota; Oomycota; Saprolegniomycetes; Saprolegniales; Saprolegniaceae. The record is from RefSeq and is a predicted model, not a curated record. The coding region runs from base 46 to 1437 and encodes 463 amino acids.